This is a messenger RNA of Hemicordylus capensis (graceful crag lizard), 3574 nucleotides long. It is a transcript of the gene PODNL1, whose product is annotated as podocan like 1. Lineage: Eukaryota; Metazoa; Chordata; Lepidosauria; Squamata; Cordylidae. The transcript has 11 exons. Bases 458 to 2236 code for a protein of 592 amino acids. The record is from RefSeq and is a predicted model, not a curated record. Gene Ontology annotation, molecular function: protein binding.
AGCAAACAGCAGCCGGCGAAGCGCUGCUGUUGAUCUCCCCCUGGCUGGCAUCCCCCCAGCCUUCCUCGGCGGAGGGAGCAUUAUGCAAUCACACCCCCUCCCCUCCUUCCCGGCUUUGAUGGGAUGGAAAACAAGGAGCGAAGGAGACAUAACAUUUCUCUCCUCCUCCCCGCCCUCGUUCCCCCGCAGAAGUAGCCGCCGCCGCCGCCGCCGCAGCAGCAGGUCCUCCCGUCCCGGUUGCCUUGGGGGAAGAAAGGGGGAGGGCUCCUCUCGUGUGCUCUUUGGGCACCUCCGUGAGCUCUGCUGUCCCACGGCAAGAGAGGUUGGUUUCAGCAGGAAAAGGAAGGCGAUCGAGCAGGGACCGGGCGGGGAAGGGGGGCCGCCCCGCGUGGGUCUGGAUCCCAUUAGCGAUCCGUGACAUCCUCCCGCGGAGAGGCAACGCCAGGCCAGCAGGGCGAUGCAGCCAAGCAGUGGCCAUCUUCUACUACUACUACUCCUGCUGGUGAACAUCCCUGAUGGCUUCCUGCUUGAGAACCACGAUGAAGAGGAGGAUGACAAUGAGGACGACCUGCCACUGGCAACGUCCCAGCCCAGGGGGGGCAUUCCUGCCCAGAAUGUGCCUGGCUGCCCAGCCAACUGCAUCUGCCCAGCAGAGGAGACCGUGGAUUGUGGAGGCCUUGACCUGCAUGUUUUCCCCAGCAACGUCUCCAGGGUCAUCCAGCAUCUCUCACUGCAGAAUAACCAGCUGCAGGAGCUGCCGUACAACGAGCUGUCUCGGCUGACUGACCUGAGGACCCUGAAUCUCCACAACAACCACAUCACCUCUGUGGGUCUCCCAGAUGAAGCCUUCGAAUCCCUGCAGUUGCUUCAGUACAUCUACCUGGCCAACAAUAAGCUGUCAGUAGCACCGCACCUCCUGCCCAGCACGCUGCGCAUUGUGGACCUUGCUGCCAACCGCCUGACACGCAUCUACCCACUCACCUUUGGGCAUAAACCUGGUCUCCGGUCUGUUUAUCUGCAUAACAACCAGCUGAACAACACUGGCCUGCCCUUUAAUGCUUUCAACGGCUCUGACUCAGUCAGCACCCUAAUCCUCUCCAGCAACCGGCUCACCUACAUGCCCCAGAACCUGCCCGCCGCCAUCGUUCGCCUCCAUUUACAGAAUAACCACAUCUCCAGCAUCCCUAAAGGGGCCUUGAGCAACCAGUGGCGCCUCCGGGAGCUCUACCUGCAGAACAAUAACCUGUCGAAUGAGGGCCUUGACCCCUCCACAUUCAGCAAGCUGAAGAGCCUGGAAUACCUGGACCUUUCCAGCAACAGCUUGACUGAGGUGCCUGCUGGCCUCCCGGCAAACAUGGUCAUCCUGCACCUGGGCCGGAACCACUUGAGCACGCUGCCGCCUGGCCGCCUGAGCCGUGUGCGGGGCCUGCAGUACCUCCUGCUCCAGAGCAAUGUCUUGACAGCAUCGGGGGUGCACCCAGAGGCCUUCUCCCACCUGCGCUCCCUACACACGCUCCACAUGUACAACAACCGGCUGGAAUGCGUCCCGCCUGGACUCCCGCGGCGCGUCCGCUCCCUUAUGCUCCUGCACAACCAGAUCACGCACAUUGGGCUGCACGACUUUGCCGCCACCUACACCUUGACUGAGCUCAACCUCAGCUACAACCGGCUUUACAGUGCUCGCAUCCACCGCCUGGCUUUCCGCAAGCUGAGGCGCUUGGAGACCCUGGACAUCUCAGGCAACCAGCUCACGCUUUUGCCAGCCGGGCUGCCCUCCAGCCUCCAGGUCCUCAAUCUCCAAAAGAACCAGCUCAACUCCCUUUCUCCAGAGCUGCUAACCAACCUCACCGUGCUCAAGGAGCUACACCUGGCACACAACCGCCUGCAGAUCAGCAGCAUCUCCCCAGGCACUUGGCAGGAACUGCACGGGCUCAAGCUCCUGGAUCUGAGCUACAACGAACUGUCCUAUGUCCCCCCUGACCUUCCAGAAUCACUAGAAUAUCUAUACCUGCAGCACAACAGGAUUGCCAUCCUUAGGCCUGAGGCCUUCCUCACAACACCCAACAUCCGUGUCAUCACUCUCAGAUCCAAUCGUUUGUUGGCAGCCAAUGUGUCUGAAGAGGCAUUUGCUGAUCUGAAACUGCUGGAGGUAGUAGAUACAACAGGAAACCCAGAGCCCAUCACCAUCUCUCUGUUGCAAACUGGACAAUGGAUCCAACCUCAGAUGGGCACCUAGGAAAGUGACCCAGAGCAGCUCACCACCCUAAGUUCCCUUUGCAUCACACUGCUUCCUUAGGCCUCUCGGGCCAAGAUCGUCUCAGCAUCUUGUCCCCAUCAGGGGCAAACUUCAAGAGGGAUUUGCAUUGCCAGUGCUUGCUCUUCUAGUCUCAGCCAGCUGCACAGAGACAAACCACUACAGUAUGCUCUGUCGGCCUUCCCAGGGAACAGGGCUCAGCUACAGCCAUCCAGUUCAAGAGACAAAGAGAUGGAGAAAAAGAGGGAGGCUGCAUGAUACCAGAGCACUAACUACAGCUGCUAGUGGAUCCUGAUUUCCAAUGGAUUUGUGCUUACUCUAGGGUAGGCAACUGUACUCAUGAAGAAGUUGAGAAGUCUCCACAGAACAGGGAAGAAGUGACAGGCAAGGCCAGCUGAAGGUACCUGUGUGCCCCUCUGCUCACCUAUAGCUUGUUGGAUGCAGAGCUGCGUAGGACUUAAAAGAGCACUUGCUGUCCAUUCCUCCUCCUGCAUCACUCCUUCAACAGAUGAGCCCAAACAGUUUGGAAAUGGAGUUUCUACCUAAUCUAGAUGACAAGGAAGUUAACUAGUAACUACUAUCCCUUGGAACAAAACAAAAAAAAGCUGUUUCCUGUGUGUCACACUCAAGUGCGAUCUCUCUUGGGGGAGAUGGACUGAAUGAAAUCCAUGUUGCUUAGCAUCAUACAGAACCACUGGGUAGCUUAUGGACGUCCCAUCUGGACAAAAGAUUUCAGAUAACAGUGGGUAGGAGAGGGGUGCCAUCAUUUAGGGAUUAGGAGGUGACAAGCUCAGCUUCAGCACAAACCUCGGCUUUCCCUGCAGCUAUCAGUUGAGAUGAUGAAAGUCACAGCUGGAACAAGGCAGAGCAAACAGAAUAUGUUGAAAGCAAGAGGAACCCAGGGUAAAAAACAAGUUUACUCAAUAGCCAGCACCCACAUUCCUCUUCCUGGCCACCCCAUGCUCUCCUCCAUACCACCUCAUUCUGCUUAAGAAGAAGCUUAGUUUCGUAGUACCAGACUGAGUCCGUGCCUUUUGGCAGUUGGUACUUCAUCUGCAAUUACUGGAAAGAUAAAUAUGUUUUAGUGAAAGACGAUAAGGUAAGAAGGAUUACGUGCAAGAUUCCAUCAGGAUGAGGUCUUUGCUGCUGAACUGACCCAUCAAAACACCACUGAAGAAAAGGAGGUUUCAACAAGGUUUUAUUAUUGGUGCAAGAUUCCAGUUUGGGUAUUACAUACAGAGGGUUUUGUUUUUUUAAUUCCUCCCCCUAAAAACUUUAUAUUUAUGUCAACUCUAAGCAUAAAAUAAAGUCAUAACUGAU